AACAAUAUUCAUAGCUAUUAUCGCUAAACGGCUUCUGCUUCUCUUCCUGUGCCUCAAGUAGUACUUCUUCAUCUUCUGUCUUUCGAGUUCGUGAUCUCUUCAUCGAGGUUAAUUUCAAGCAUGUCCAGGAUUCAUCCUGCUGUGACUAAUAAAAGCUCAGAACUCCUGAGGGAGAUCCAUGAAGGGGGUCGAUGCGAUAGCAAUCAGUGUCCAUCAAAGUUCACCGUGUGGAAGAAAUCGAGCAUGAGCUUUGAAGGAACUGACGGGUUCACGGUCUUCGAUGAAUACGGGAGGUUGACGUUUCGGGUAGAUAACUAUUCGAGGAAGAAUGAUCGCACGGGUGGCGGAGGAGGAGGGCUCGUGCUCAUGGACGGAUCUGGGAAAGCUUUACUGACCUUGAGACCAAAGGGUUUGAGCAUGCAACGCGGAUGGAAUGCAUAUGGAGGAGACUGCACCGGCAGGGGCCAGAGUCGGAAGUUCCGACUGUUUUCCAUGAGGAAAUCAUUAGCAAUCCCGUUCCUCGAUUAUAAUAGCAGUUACAAGGACGAAGCAAAACCAGAAUUGGAAGCCGAGGUGUUCAUCGGAGGUUCGAGGGGCCCGGAGUUCAGGAUCGAGGGAUCGUUCCGGAGGAGGAACUGCUGCAUCAGGAGAACAUCAACGGGAGAAAUAGUUGCUAAGAUUUCUAGAAAGAGAGUGAACCCAAAGGUUCUGCUCAGCAACGAAGUGUUCAGCCUUGUGGUGCAGCCUGGGCUUGAUAAUGGGCUGAUUAUGGGCUUCAUUGUUGUGUUGGACCGAAUCUGCUGUAGGCCCAUUGGUCCAUUGUUAUGCUCUUGUUAGACUCAUGUUGGUAUUCGUGGAUUUGAUAUAAAUGGUAGCGGAGGAAUUAGGAGAGAGAUCGAGAGAUAGAGAGUACAGUAUUAUUAUACAGCUUCACCAUGUACAUUAUUCGAGCUGUCGGGUUUGGGAAUUUCCGGCUACGUUUGGCUAGCUUUUGGAACACUUGUUAAGGAUUACUCUGCCGAAUACAAGAUAAUACUUUUGCUAUA
Punica granatum (pomegranate) is the source of this 1046-nucleotide messenger RNA. Lineage: Eukaryota; Viridiplantae; Streptophyta; Magnoliopsida; Myrtales; Lythraceae. The record is from RefSeq and is a predicted model, not a curated record.